AUGGCACCAAUCACUCCCCCUGCGUCGUACGCUGCUCUUCCCACGCAGCACAUCAAGCUCUCCCAUGUCCCUGCUACUUCCCCAACACCGACACCCGUCCUCCUCCUGACACUCAACCGGCCUGACAAACUCAAUGCAUUCACACCUCUUAUGUGUGACGAAAUGGUGUCGGUAUUCAACACGGUCGAUGUAGAUGACCGCGUAAAGGUUGUCGUGGUCACAGGCGCAGGAACCAAGGCGUUUUGCGCCGGCGCCGACUUGGAGAUUGGAUUUCCCAAGGGCAAGGGGAAGAACGGCCGUCAGAACCGAGGAGAUGUCAGCAGAGUCAAGGAUCAUCGAGAUGGUGGCGGCAAAGUCUCUCUCGCAAUCCACAACUGCCGCAAACCUACCAUCAUGGCCUUGAACGGCUCCGCCGUCGGCAUCGGCAUCACCAUGACUCUCCCCGCAACUAUCCGUCUCGCAACCGCCAACACCAAAAUCGGCUUCGUCUUUGCCCGCCGCGGCCUCAUCAUGGAAGCGAUAUCUUCCUUUUUCCUCCCACGGCUCAUCGGCCACUCUCGCGCCCUCCACCUCACCACCACCGGCGCCACCUAUCCCCCCGACCAUCCCCUUCUGCGCGACUUAUUUUCCGAAGUUCUCCCCACCGCCCAGCAAACCAUGGAUCGCGCUCUGGAAAUCGCACAGGACAUUGCGGAGAACACUUCUACCGUCUCGACAUCGCUCAUGCGGGAUCUGAUGUAUCGUGGGCCCAGUAGCCCCGAAGGAACCCACCUCCUCGAUUCUGCAGUCAUCUACAGCCUGUUCGGAGGCAAGGACAACGAAGAGGGUAUCAAGAGCUUUUUUGAAAAGAGAAAGCCUCAGUUCAAAGCUUCAGUGACGAGUCCAGACGACAUGCCAUCAAUUUAUCCCUGGUGGGACCCCAUCGAUCUCACGCCGCGGUCGGAGAAGGCUAAAUUGUAG
This is a messenger RNA of Uncinocarpus reesii 1704, 960 nucleotides long. Its product is annotated as Akt3-1 protein. The transcript has 2 exons. Lineage: Eukaryota; Fungi; Ascomycota; Eurotiomycetes; Onygenales; Onygenaceae. Bases 1 to 960 code for a protein of 319 amino acids. The record is from RefSeq and is a predicted model, not a curated record.